Molecule: messenger RNA, 1386 nt
Organism: Diversispora eburnea
Lineage: Eukaryota; Fungi; Glomeromycota; Glomeromycetes; Diversisporales; Diversisporaceae
Source: the annotation of a GenBank genome assembly
AUGGGCUGUUGUAUGUCAAAACCACAAACACCAACUCGAGGUACUAAUGGACCUCCUAUAGUACAACCACCAAUUCAACCAUCUACAAUUCAAUCACCUGUGAAUAAUUAUACAAUUAAUCAACUACCCAAAUUACAACCGACAAACCAACCACCUAUGUUAUACUCAAAUCAAUCACCUAUAUCACCUGUAAAUCCUGUAAUUCCACCAAUGAAUCAACCACCUACAAUUCGACCGAUGAAUGUGGCACCUUCAAUUCAGGGCACAAUUCUUUCUACUCAACGGUUAACUAUUCCACCAAUUGCUGACAUUCCUGUAAUAACAAAAAGUAAAAAAGAACCACCAAAAAAAGAUGGUACUUGUCUAUAUUGUGCAGAAAAUCCGGCGGACACUGAUACUGACGGCCAUCCAAGUGAAUUUUGUAGUGAUGAAUGUCGUCGUGGUGCAUUAGAAUCAGGGUUUGCUACUCCCUGUAUGCAAUGUAAAGAAUUCCCUCGAAUCACCGGAUCAGAAUUUUGUGGAUGGCUGAAAUGUAGAAAUUUACCAUUGUGUUUACAUUGCAAGGUUAAUCGUGUUCAUCCACGUUCACUCUGGUGUUCAAAAUCUUGUCGAAAUAAAACUCACAACUGGCAAACUCUAAUAACCGAAAAGAGCAAUCAAUUAUGUUUGAAUUGUAACAGAGAUCACGCAUUAACAAAUCAGUACUUUUGUGGAGAACAAUGUAAUCGUAUGGUCCAGAAUAAAGCUCCAUGUCUUUUCAAGCUUCCAGCAAAUAGUCAAAAAUAUAGGGAUGUCACGAAUCAAUUUCGACUGGCAUGGAAACAUCCACAUAAAAAUGUACCUGAAAUUGAAUCAAUAUGGAAGAUAUUUUGUACCAGUGAAAUGAAUAUUCGAUAUAAUAUAUAUCGUGAGGAAGUGGAACGAAACCAAAAAUUGGAAGGUAAACCUUUUCCAAAAGGAGAUGGAAGCAGAUUAAUGAGUGCGGGAAAUGAACAACGACGAUUUCAUGGAACAAAAAUGUCAUGUUUUAUUGGUAUAAAAAAUGGACAAAUUUGUAAUGAUAAAUCUUGUGCAGUUUGUUGUAUUAUAAAAGAAGGUUAUAAACUUCGAUUUGUGGGAACCUCAUCAAAGUCAGAUGAUUAUAACGAAGGAUCAUUAAAAAAUCAUUAUGGAACAAAUUACAAGGUAAUGUUAUUAAAUAAAGUUAUAGUAGGAAAAGGAUCCCCGUUGACAGCAGACAAUAUGACAUUGAGAAAUGCACCAUUUGGAUUUGAUAGUGUAUUAGGUGAACCUAGCGCUACUGGUAAUCUUAACUAUGAUGAAGUAGUGGUAUAUGAAGAAGCUGCAUCUAUUCCCCAAUAUUUAAUAGUAUAUAAAGUUCCUUAA